AUGGCCUACAGCGGAAUGGGACCUGACUUUAGGUUGCUGGUGACUAGAGCAAGGAAGAUAGCUCAGGAGUACCAGCUGAGGUAUGGGGAACCAAUCCCAGUGUCCCAGUUGGUACAGCGAGUGGCUUCUGUCAUGCAGGAAUACACCCAGUCAGGAGGAGUUAGGCCAUUUGGUGUGUCGUUACUGGUGGCUGGAUAUGAUGAGGAGACUCCAUAUCUCUUCCAAUGUGACCCUUCUGUCCGGAACCUUGCAGCUAGUUCGUCCUCAUCUCCCUCCGAGGCAACCGAGACCUCCACCUUCGGUGUGGAAUUGGUGGAAGCUCUCGGCAUCAUCCACGGCUCUCCCUCGGCUUACGAGCCCCUCGAGCAGGCCGCCACGGCUCAGGGACCUAGUCUGCAGGAUCCCAUCUCUCUCUCCAACGCCGAGUACAAGGACCUUGGCGACGCUCUCGCCUCCAUUCUCUUCGCCUCGUCUCCCCGUCCUCCUCCGAAUCAAUUGUCCGAAGCUGCGAUGUCGGAUUCGCAGCCGAGCGUCGAAGACGAUCUCUCGUGUUCGAGCGCGCAGUCUUCGCUCACGAGCCUGUCGACCGCCGACCCCGGCAGUCCAGCGGCGGCGGCUCACGGAAAGAGCCCCGCCUCCAGCGACAGCGAGGAGGAGAGUUCGGCUGGAAAACAAAAAACCAUCAAGCUUCCACAAAGAAAAGGUGGGAUGCAACUGUGGCAGUUCCUGUACGCUCUGCUGUCAGACCCUCAGCACAAGGACCUCAUAGAGUGGACUGAGAAUGUGAAGGAGAGAGAAUUCAGACUCCACGAGCCCGAGGCCGUCGCGAUCUGGUGGGGAGACCACAAGAACAAGAGAAACAUGAGCUACGACAAGCUGAGCCGCUCCCUGAGGUACUACUACGACAAGGGAAUCAUACGGAAGAUCAACGGACAGCGCUACGUGUACCGUUUCUGCGUGGCACCCGAAGUGAUGUACAGACACAUUGGCAACUCAGAUUGCAGACCUAAGCUCAAGCCGAUGUCAAUUGCUGCCCAAAACGCACUCUCAACGGCCGCCAACUACCAAAACAUGCCUUAUCUUCAGCCCGUGCAGCCUCAGCCCCUCCCCCUAGCUCUUUUCAAUCCUCCCUUUGUCCCUGCACCGUACCCUCCUCACACUGUCACCUACCCACCGUUCUCCCCACCAACUACUCUCGUACAGUCGCACAACUACCUCCCACCAGCCCCCACAAUCUGCAGUGCCAGUCCUCCUAGUUACAGGGGUUUCUCCCAGCCCACCUACACCCCCGAACUCACCAACUUCAACCCUCACCUCCUCUCCAACCAGCAACCUCCACAGUUCUCGCCAGACUACCCCAGCUGCUACCCAAUGGAGGAAGCUCAGUUCAUGCCUCAGCUCCUGAGUGAAGGGUCUCCGAGCCCUCAGCCAAUCUCCCCUGCCAGUGUUCCUCCCUCUUUCACCAACCAUUCCCCCCUCUCGCCCCCUCCCCCCUACGGCUGGAACUUUUCCCUCUCAUGAAAACAGCAGCAUCUAUAAUAGAUGUGGAAUUUCAAUUUUAUCUGAUCACUUUGUCACUGGUCGUCAUUUUUUCGUUAACGUUUCAUCACCAC
This is a messenger RNA of Geodia barretti, 1613 nucleotides long. Lineage: Eukaryota; Metazoa; Porifera; Demospongiae; Tetractinellida; Geodiidae. The record is from the annotation of a GenBank genome assembly.